Messenger RNA from Salpingoeca rosetta, 3054 nucleotides. RefSeq lists its product as uncharacterized. Gene Ontology annotation, cellular component: Golgi apparatus. Gene Ontology annotation, molecular function: small GTPase binding. Lineage: Eukaryota; Choanoflagellata; Craspedida; Salpingoecidae. The record is from RefSeq and is a predicted model, not a curated record. The transcript is spliced from 18 exons. The coding region runs from base 1 to 3054 and encodes 1017 amino acids. Gene Ontology annotation, biological process: Golgi vesicle transport.
AUGAGCAGAGAUGAGCUCGUGGAGCGAACCCAGAAGCAAAUGCUGUUGAUCAAACGCCUCAAGGAGCAACUGGACGAUGCCAAAGCCAAGCUGGAAGCACAGCAACCGGAGCAAGCGUCACAGGCUAAGGACGAUGAUGGAAAACCAGGGACAGCCGACCAAGCUCACCACCAACAACAGGUGAAGCAGCUGCAGGAUGAGGUCGUCAAGUACAAGAGAUUGGCUGUGAAGCUCAAGACUGUCAGCGAAGGGAAGGACAAAACGAUAUCCGACUUGAAGGCAGAGCUGCAAACAGCCCAAGAUACAAUCGAUGGCCUGAGAGCGCAGGUUGAGGCCAGUGCUGGCGCUGCGGCUGCCGACGACCAGCGAAUGGAAGACGAGCAGAAGCACGCGGAGGAGGUGGCGCAGCUGCAGAGCACGAUUGACGACCUUCGCACACAGUUGCACGCGUUGAAGGAGGAGAAGGCUGCGGCUGAGGAGAGGGCUGCGGCUGAAGCUCGCGGUCUGGCAGAGGCAAAGGAGGAGGCGAAGAGCGACCUGGACGCGGCGAGAGCACGGGUGCGUGCAUUGGAGAAUGAGUUGGAGACAGCACGCGAAGACGCACGCGGGGCAACGGCAGAACUGGCAAAGGCAAAGGCGGAGAUGGACAGCAUGCGCGCGCAGGAAAGAGAGAGGCAGCAGCAGGAAGAGGAAGAGAGGCAGCGAAGGAGGAAGCAGCAACACCAGGAGGUGGAGGAAUUGCAGCAGCAGCAGCAGCAGCAGCAGCAGCAGCAGCAGCAACAACAAGGGCAGCAGGGCGAGGAAGACAAGCAGGAGAAGGAGCCAGCGCAAGAGCAAGAAGCGGAAGAAGCAGGCAGAGAUAACGAAGAGGAUGCACGGAAAGAUACACACGCCGCUGACAGCGGUGGCAGUGGUGGUAGCGAGACUGGUGACGACAGCGAUGGCAACGACACCAGCGCGGAGGUGGAGUUGCUUCGGCAGCGGCUUGAGGUUGCAGAGGCGGAGCGAGCGUCGCUGUCUGACCGCUUGCAGAGCGCCGUGGCGAAAGUGGAGGAGGUGCAGGUGUUGCUGGCGCAGCAGACGGAGAACUACGAAGGCGCCGUGGCUGCAAAGGAGCAGGUCGAGGCCGAGCUGGCAGAGAUGGAGGGGGCGGUGGCCGACUUGAAGCAGCAGCGCAAGGUGCUUCAGGACGAGCUGGUUGCCUGCAAGCAACGAGCAGAGGAGGCGGAGGAGUCUGUGGAGGAAGUGCAGAAGGAAAUUGAGUCACGACGUGCUGUUGCAUCCAAAUUGAGUGCUGAGAACAAAGCCCUCAAGUCGCGAUUGGAGCAGGAAGAGCUCAACAGGGAAAGAAUACAGUCGGAUUAUCAGCGCGAGGCUGCUGCCCACUCCAAAACAAAACAGGCGCUGGCGGCUGCGGCGGAAAAUGCGUCACAGACGUCCAUGCUGGAUCUCGAACUUGCCGACUACCAGCGCGCAAACGACGCACUGCGCAUGCAAGUCGAGGACUUGAAACAGCAGCUGUCAUCUGAGGAAACGAAAAGAAAGGAGGCAGCGGAGAAGGCGGCGCAGCUUGAGGAGAAAAUGGAGCAAGCAGGGGCAUCGCAGAGCAAGACAGACCAGCAGAUGACAAAGCUGAAGCAGCUUGUAUUCAAGUCGAGGAAGGAUGUGGACGAGAAGAAACAGAAGAUCCAGGACCUCACAGACGAGCACGAGCGCUUGCUGGCAAAGGUGGAUGAAUUGGAGGGCGAAUUGGAGGCGAAGACCACCGCCAUCACGGAGAAGGACGCAACAAUCGACGCUCUCAAGAGCGAACAGCGGGAGGCGGAAAUGGCGCACGAGGUGGAGGUGCGGGAAUUGCAGUACGAAGCUGCGCAGAAGCAGCGGCAGCUGGAAGAGGCGACCAGCGAGACGCACCGCAUCAGCGCAGACUUCCAGAAGUACAAAGCGCGCGUGCACACGACGCUCAAGGCCGACAAGCACCACCAGUCUGCCCAGGAGGCCGUGUCGCGCGUGUCGCAAUUGGAGCAGCAGCUGGCGGAGGCAACCAAACGCGUGGAGGAGAGGACGGCACAGCUCAGCGACUGCCAGGCCGCGUUUGCUGAUGUUGACGAGCACUACAUGGAGUUGAGUCAGCGCUAUGAGCACCUGUCCCGUGAGCACUCCGACCUCAAGCACCAGCACCAGCAAGAGGUGCAACGACACAUGGAUUUGCAGCGUGAGAAGGAGCGCGAGCACAUCAACGCCCUUGCGGCGCUGCGGCAGCAGAAUCGCGACGCAGUUGAUUCGCAGCAGGCCACGUUCCGUCAGGCGAAAUCGGCGCUCGAGGCGGAAAACGCGCGGCUGCAGCGCGAACUCAAGCAGGCAGAGGAGCGCCUUGAAGCAGCCAAGAAGCAGGCACAGCAGCACCAGCAGCAACAACAACAACAGCAGCACCACCACCACGAAUAUCAACAACACUCAAUCGCACAGCCCGGAAACGAUGUUUACAGCGGUGAUUCCGUGUUUACGGGAUCGAGUCCCUCAACUGCGGCGCCGUCUGCCGCACACACAACCGGCGACAUCACGCCCAGAGGUGGCGUGAGUUCACGUGGAAGCACGAGCGAUCCGCCCUCGCGAUUCGGUGCAGAUUUGGCGUCCCUCAUCGCUGGCAAGGUCACGCCAAGUGCAACUGCAAGCACAUCAGCAGGUGAUGAUCUUGUGUUUGAGAGCUCGGAGGAGAUGAGACAACAGCUGCUCGCGCUGCGCAAACAACUGCAGCACACGACAUCUGUCCUGCACGAGAGCGAGGCCAACGUUGGUCGCCUGGUUGAGGAGAACAAGCUGCUGAAGACGGAGAUACGGCGGGACGAGUUGAACGAGCAGCGGAAAGGGCUCAACCUGGAGUACCUCAAGAACGUGGUGCUGACGUUUCUUCGGUCGCGCGACGAGCGGGAACAGCUGCUGCCAGUCAUCUCGACGCUGCUGCGCCUCACGCCAGAGGAGAUGCGGUCGCUGCAGCGCGCGAAUGUGUCGGACGUGCCCUUUGGCGACGGCUGGUUCCCGCGGUGGCAGUGA